This is a messenger RNA of Dentiscutata erythropus, 1130 nucleotides long. NCBI's taxonomy places the organism in Eukaryota, Fungi, Glomeromycota, Glomeromycetes, Diversisporales, Gigasporaceae. The record is from the annotation of a GenBank genome assembly.
GAACUCAUCAAACUAUGUAUCUUGAUAUAUCACUCAUUGGUACACCAAACCCAUGGUAUCUUUUGAAUGAUAUACCCGUUAGUGUUUCAGCAGCUAAUGCAGUAUUUGAUGAUAAUAAUACUGUAUAUUUGAUUAAUCUCAAUAUGAUAUAUGCUUAUAAUAUAUCUAAUAAUCAAUGGUAUCCAACGGGUUCAAAUGGUGUUGAUGGGUCUACUCGUAAUUAUAUUAAUAUGGUACAGAUUCCUGUUUAUGAUACAAUAUCGGGAAAUUGGUCGGCUGUGAAUGCAGUUGGUGACAUUAUUCAAGGACGCGAAUUAUUUACGGCAGUACUAGCACCAGAUGGCAAUAUUAUAAUUUAUGGUGGAAAUAAUAUUAAAUAUUCCCCUAUUCCAACAAUGGCAACGUUAAAUACAAAUACCUCACCAUACACAUGGACCGCUAAGCAAAUUGGACAAGAUGCUCCACAAUACAUAACUGGCCACGUGGCAGCAAUAAAUGGAACUCAUAUGAUAAUUGCACUUGGCGCUACCUCUAGUAAUGGGACCUUUGAUUUCACAACUAGUAAUGCUAUUAUUAAUCAUCUUAAUUAUAAUAUAUAUGCCCUUAGCAUACAAAACAGCGUGUGGUCGUUAAAUUCAACUACACAUACUCAAACAGCUACUCAAACACCUACCCCAUUUUCACCCUCUUCAUCUAAUAUAGGUGCUAUUAUGAUUGAGAAUGUUGCAACAGUUGCAUAUUUGACAAUCAUACUGAUAAUUGAGAAUGUCGAGGUAAUUACAGAUUCAGAAAAACAUCCUCCAUCAAAAGAAGGAGCUACACAAGAUGAAAAACAAGAGCCAACUACCGGUAUUAUCGAAAGUUUAAAAGCAACUGUUCCUACUGUUUAUGCUUCAGAUAUAGAGAGGGAAAAAGAAGGAGCUAAACAAGUCUAUGGAGCAGUAAAUACGGUUGCUGAUGUAACAGAUCCAGUAGGAGGUGCAGCUGUGAGAACUGGUCAGUAUGUUGCAGGAUCAGCAGGAGAGGGUAUUGGUAAAAUGUCUGGUAAUCAAGAUUUAAAAGAUGUUUCCGAAGUUGUCAAGGAUGGGUCUCUUGAACCAUACAGAGGAUUCAUUAAAUCUAUGAAAUAG